Messenger RNA from Geodia barretti, 3419 nucleotides. The record is from the annotation of a GenBank genome assembly. Lineage: Eukaryota; Metazoa; Porifera; Demospongiae; Tetractinellida; Geodiidae.
GAGAGGGCGGGGCUGGUUAGGUUGCACACGAAACACCCAGCUACGCUGGCUAGAGAUCAUGGCUCUGCAAACACAGUACAGUCGCAGCAGGAGUGCCAGAAAUCGCAGUACCGGCAACCAGAAGAAAGGUAGCGGUACCGACUUGCACGAGAUGUCCCGGAACAAGACGAGCGUCGCUGAGUUUGCGGCUGAGCAUUCUCUCCGAGCCAAGUCGGAGGUAGGCGUGGAGCAGGCGAGACGAGAGGCGAAGGGUGACGGGAGGAAACAGGCUUGGGCUCCACCGAAGAGACAGAGUCUUAUCAGUAACUCGGCCAGGUCCCAGCGAGACCCUUUGCGGACUCUGCCCCCACACCCCAGUAGUGGAGCCUCUUCCUCAGGAACCAAGUCCAGAGGUGCUGUCCAUCUAGAGCAACUGGACAAGCUGAGGGAAAUCUUUGACGAAGCUACCAGAAGUGGAGAUGGAAAAUUGGACGAAGAGGAAUUCCUGAGAGCCUGUAGGAAUGUCUUUGGAGAAGAGGCCAUGUCAACAACACACGAGGAACAGAUGAGGACCGUUUUCAAGAAGAUUGACAACCUUUCUAAUGACACCAUCAGCUGGGAUGACUUUUGCUCCUUUCUCUACCUGGAGUACCAUGAGAGAGACAGUGCUGAAGCAAGAGCCAAGAAGGUGGAUUUCCAUACCCCAGCAAUAAUAACGAAGGGGAGCCCCCAUCAUGGUUCAGUGUGUGCUGUGCAGCAUACCAGUGAUGGAGGUCUGGUCACAUGUAGUGAGGAAGGAACAGUGUGCUUCUGGUCACAAGAGCUCGAACUAAAACGAACCAAACCACUGACUGAAGUUGAUGUGAAGCAGAGAGAAAAACCCAAGUGGAUAUCAGACAUGGUUCUCUCUCUCCCACACAAGAAGAUAAUCCUAGCUACAGGAGACUGUGAGCUGCAGUUCUUUGAGAUGGUCAACUUUGAACCCUAUUGCCAGCUCAGCAGACUGGAGUCAAUUCCUCUUAAAAUUGUUUGUUGGCAUGAUCCAGAAGAUGAAGUGAAGACGGUGAUACUCCUUGGUGAUAAAGAUGGUGCCGUGACUGUCAUGAUAACAGACAACAUUCUGAAUGCUUUCACGGAUUGGAAAUCUGGUCCAAAGCUGGAAGGCCUGCCAACCUACUCCCUGUACAAGUUACUAUCUAACAGUGAGAGUGGAGUCAAGUGCUACAGGUGGAAACUUCACUCCAGCUGGGUGACUGAACUGCACUACUUCCCCAAGCUGCUGAUGUUUGGCUCCUGCUCUCUAGACCCUUCAGCCAGUUUUGUACUGGGUGUCCUCUCACCAAGUACAGAGGUGGACUCAUAUCUCCGGCAGACGUCGAGUGCCACCAGAGGAGCCAAGAGGAGUUUGCUGCCUGCUAGAAGGUUCAUGUCAUGUGACCAGAGGGUGUUCAGGAUGGCCAAGGGAGUCUCGUCGGCCGACUACUGCUCCAGACACAACGUCCUGGUGACUGGUAGUGCUGACAGAUUUGUCCGAGUGUGGAACCCCUUUAUGACCUCGAAGCCAGUUGGUACACUGGAGGGACACACUGCUCCAGUCUUCUUUGUAAAGGCUGACUCAGCAAACAGCCGACUCUUUAGCAUUGGGAACGACAACACCAUAAUGGUCUGGGACAUUCUUGAAUUCACUUGCCUCAAUUCUGUGUUUCCAAGUGUACACAAAUUCUCAGUUCCAACCCAAGCUGCUCACUACAAUGACGUUGGCCAGGAGGUGGUACUGGCAACAGAUGAGGUGGGUGUGAUCAAGCUGGUCCAGCCAGUGGGAGUGAGACAGGACAUGGUACAGACCCACCUCAGCCCCGUGGCCGGAGUGGCCUUCUCUCCCUGCUUCAACCACCUCAUUACUGCCUCCAGAGAUGGGGUGGUUAAAGUAUGGGCUAUGGAGACUGGUAAGAAGGAAUUUGAGUUCUCAGUUGGCAGAUGUGGUGUGAGUGCAAUGGCAGUGGAUAAGACUGGGAAAAGGAUUGUGACUGGUAGUUCAAAUGGGCAGCUGAAGGUGUGGAGCUAUAACAGCGGAGAGUGCCUCAAGACACUCGACAAAGAGAACCGGAAAGAGGUGGCCAGGGCAAGAUUUGUCUCUGUCAAUCAGUGCAAGUAUAAAUGAAGAGUUGUAGAGAGGUUUAGGUUUAGACUGGCUUGAUUUUGACGUAUUUUCAGGUAUAUUGUUGCUGCUGGUUGGGACAAGAAAUUCACAAUUUUUCCUGAUGUGGUGGAUACAAUUCAGGAGGUAUAUAAACCAAUGAGAGCUGGGAGCACUACUUCGGAUUAUGUACACGAAACAGACAUUCUUGCUCUUGCAUAUGGUGCACCACAUUUUCUGGCAACAGCAAGCUUCUGUGGGAAGAUUGUGGUGUGGAGUCUGAUAUCGUUUGGCGUCUUCAAUGAGCUAAAGGCAGAAUACCCCACAUCUGCCAGGCAUCCUCCAUCUGAAUUGGAAGGGGAUAAGGCAGUGCAGGAUUUAGUGUUCCUGGAGCAGAGAACUAAGUCCAAGAACUCAGCCAGUCUGGUGGCCAGUGGACCUACUGGUUACAUACACUUUUGGAAUAUCUAUGAUGCUUCAAAGCCAAUGGCUUGCUUCCGUGCUUCAAAAUUCAACUGUGUGACAUCACUGGCGGUCGAUGAGAACAAUAUCCUACUACUUAGUGGGGACAUUGAGGGUUACUUAUCGCUGUGGAAGAUUGAGGGCUACUGUACUAAUAUGAGCACAAAGGUCCCACCAAAACGUGCUGCAGUCUGGAGAGCUCAUGCACAGAGAAUAACGCAACUGCUGCUUGUGGAACAGUGGAACACUGUUAUCAGUGCAUCUGUGGAUACUUCUGUUCGUGUGUGGACACUGGAAGGAAACGUUAUUGGGACAUUUGGCCAGGAGAAACCGUGGACUCUUGGAGUACCGACAACCUACCAACAUCCCCUCAAAUCCAGAGACCUCCUGUUGGCCACAGAGGCUGUGGUGACUCCUUCCCUCCCGUCAUCUGACAGGAGUGGUGCUGAGUCAGGAGGAGGCAGGGAGUCUUCUGGGAAGAAGUCGCAGUCCAGAAAGCUGCGGGCUGCUGUACAUGCAGUACAGGCUGUGUUGACCGUUACGGAAAUGGAGGAUGAAGAGAUAAACGAGGACUUGCUGAAGUCAUAUGGUAUGAGUCUGGGUGUCCAAAGCUCUACUGAACAAAUCCAAGAGAGUAAAGAGUGUGGAAAGUGGCUACGUCACCACAGGACUCAGUCAGCUAGGCCAAGAAAGUCGGCUGGUCAUCAGAAGGUGUACAGACUGCUACCAUACCAGACACUGGACCCCGAGCCUGACUUUCGCAACACCUGGAGACAGCAAUAGCCAUAAUUAGUUCUUUGUAUAAAGUGAUUGUGAUAUGUGAUUGAAUUGCAAAUCUUUG